Molecule: messenger RNA, 7467 nt
Organism: Clupea harengus (Atlantic herring)
Lineage: Eukaryota; Metazoa; Chordata; Actinopteri; Clupeiformes; Clupeidae
Gene: scaf8
Product: pollen-specific leucine-rich repeat extensin-like protein 2
Exons: 3
Coding region: 1-2136 (711 amino acids)
Cellular component (GO): nucleus
Molecular function (GO): RNA binding
Source: RefSeq, a predicted model, not a curated record
AUGGAGAAAGUGCAGCAGCCUGCAGAUGGCAUGGACCUCUCAAAUGCAGAGAUCACACUGCAAGGUAUGCAGAACGCUGUGCGCAGUGGCAUGGGUUUGCUGGGCAUGCACCCGUCUGCUCCUCUUGGCCACCAGCUGUCAGCCCAGAGAAUGCCUGGCCUGAUGCCCUUGGAGCUGCGGCCCAAUCUCCUACAGGGUGCCAAUGCCCGCUUCCCCCUGCUCAUGCAACAAGGCCUUUCCCACCAAGCCAGCCUGCUGGAUGCCUCCCUCCAGGCACAGGCCCAGGCCCAAGCCCAAGCCCGCCUUCGAGGCCCCUUCCAGCAGAUGGAGGCCUUCAACAGGGCAUCCAACCCCCCAGCUGCUGGUCCAGACAAGCAUGAGGAGGAGCCCCCGAGCAGAGUAGAGGGCAGUGCGCAGCAGGAUGGAGACCAGGACUACCGUUUCCCCCCGCCAGAGAAGAAACAGAGCACCGGCCUGCUGAGGACCCCUCCACCCGAGAUGAGGGAGUCCUCCAACAGACCCGCACUCUUGGAGAGACCCCCCCGACCCUCGCUGCUAGGGGACGGUCGCAAGGACCCCCUCCCCGGAGGCUUUCGAGGUGAGAGCCGAUGGGGGCCGCCCAGAGGAGACGUGCCCAGAGGAGACUUUGAUGAGCGGGACAUGCGGGGGGUUACGACGGGGGCCCCCAAGGGUUUCCAGGAGGAGCGGCCAAUGGCCAACUUUCCCAACCGCUUUGAGAUGCGCAGUGGAGGAGCAACAGGAGGAGGAGGAGGAGGAGGAGGAGGAGGAGGAGGCGGCGCUGCAGACAUCCACCAAGACUUUGAUGACAGGCGGCGACCGUGGGAGAGGCAGAGGGACCGUGACGAGCGAGACUUUGAUUUCCGAAGGGAGUUGAAUGGCAACCGGCCCAACAGAGAGCGGGAACGGGACAGGGACCGGGAGAGAGACGGGCCGAGAGACGGGCCCAGAGACGGGCCCAGAGACGGGCCGAGAGACGGGCCCAGAGACGGGCCGAGAGACGGGCCGAGAGACGGGCCGAGAGACGGGCCCAGAGACGGGCCCAGAGACGGGCCCAGAGACGGGCCCAGAGACGGGCCCAGAGACCGAGACAGGGAGCGUGGCCGAGAUCGCAAUCGUGAGCGAGACCGAGACAGAGAGUGGGAUCGUGACCGGGACAGGGACCGUGAGCGCGAGGCUGAGCGAGAGAAGAGGGAGGAGGAGAGGAAGCGAGAGCGUGGUGGUGGUGGCGGCGGCACGUGGACCCCUCUUACUCCUCUGCCCCAACCACAAGCCCCAAACCAGCCUCUCUUACCCCUCCCACAGCCCAAGCUUGCGUCUGCACCUCGCCCUCUUCUCCCUGACCCCAGGCCUCCUCUUCUCCCUGUUCCUCGUCCCCCCAUUCUACCUGAACCUCGUCCCCCCAUUCUACCUGAACCUCGUCCCCCCAUUCUACCUGAACCUCGUCCUCCCAUUCUACCUGAACCUCGGCUGCCUCUGCUGCCUGAUCCACCAGCUCAAAUGCAGCCAGAUCACAAACCAGACCACAAACUAGAGCCCCAACCAGAGCCCCAACCAGACCUCAAACCAGAGCCCCAACCAGAGCUCAAACCAGAGCCCCAACCAGAGCUCAAACCAGAGCCCCAACCAGAGCUCAAACCAGAGCCCCAACCAGAUCUUCAAGUGGAGCCCCAACCAGAUCCUAAACUGGAGCCCGUACUGGAGCCCGAGUUGGAGCCCAAAGCCGAGCUCAAAGAAGAGGUCCACCCAGAGCCCACACCGGAGCCCAGCCCAGAGCCCUUCCCUGAGUCGUCACCAGUCACCAGCAGCGCUGGGGAGACCGCAGAGCCCCAGACCCCAGAGUCUCUACCAUGCGUGAAUGGUGACGAGACAGACACAGGGCCUGCUGAAGACCCCGCCCCAGAGCCUGUAAGCCCACCAGUUUGCAGCUCUACGCCCUCCCCUACCCAGUCCCCAUCUCUCUCCCCAGUCCCGGACGAGCCCCCUGAACAAGGGAGCGUCCAGGCCAAGCUCAGCCCCCCUGUGGUGGACAUAGACACUGAACAGAGUGGGCCGAAGGAGGACGCUGAGACAGAGCCAGUGAAAACCCUAGAGAAAACAGACACUGAGGGGACAUAAUCAUCACUCAGUAGGUAAAGAUCAUUUUGUAAAGUUGUCAUCUCUGUACUCGUUUAAGUGGUCCAUGCAGGAUCGCCACAAGUUAACUCACGCUGUCUUUGACACCCUAACAAAUGGUUUUAUUCACAAUGAUGGCCAACAUCCUAGAUGGCUCACGAUAGAGGAUUCAAUGGUAGGUAAUGUUUUUAUUGUUUUGUUCUGUUUUCUAUUUUCUAUUUUCUUUGGUUUCAAAUGCAAUCCCACUACUUUUAAGCUAGGUUACUUUUAUUGAAAAUUGCUUGCCAAAAUGUUUUAGCAUAAUUGUAAAUUGGGUGGGGCGAGAGCUUUGACCUUCCUAUGGAAGAGAGUACGAAUCCUGGCUGUUCCCAAUUGAUGGCUGAAUACUUGAAAACAGUGGUUGCUGGCCUGGUCGUCUCCUCUGUUUAAAAAAGAAGAAACAUACUGCUGCAAAGUUUGAUGAAUGCCUUUGUGCUGUCCUUGCUUCUUGUCUCUUAAGCAGAAUAUAUAUAUAAAUAUAUAUCUACACACACACACACACUCACUCACAUACACACACACACACACACACCCACAGCAAAUCAGUGAGAACAGUACAAAGUUUUAGUUGCUUUGAAGAGGAACCUUAAAAGAAAAAAAUGAAAUAUGAUGUUACCCCAUGUUUAAUGUCUGUGAUUUUAUCAUAUUGCAGUGAUUUCAAUAAUUAAGUCUCAAAAAAAGUCGUCUAAAGGACAAAUGGAUGUUGGGUACAUUUUGUUUUUAGUUGAAAAUAAACAUGCUCUGUUUGUUAAAAAAAAAUGCUUUAGGACUGUAUUUUCUCUGGAGGAAUGCUUCUUUUGCACACAGAUCAUGAGACGAUCUCACAAAGUGAUUGUCGGGGGGGUCGACGGGGUGAGAAAACGGAGUUGGGCCGCUUUUAGAUUGUGUUUGUCUCGUGUCUUACAUUUUCUCAGCCUUCCUCAGUCUGAAAGAUGUUUGCUCAGGCUUGUGUUUUUGAAACCUACAGGCCAAGUUUGCUUUUGCUGAUAGAGGUUAUGUGACUGAAUUCUUUUUAUGGCAACUACUUCAACUGCUGUGGAAUAGAUGUUACACGCUUUAAAAAUAGUUUUCUACGUGGUCUGAUCAUAACCUUUCUUCUGAAUAUGUCCAAGUUUCCCAAAUUCCCAUUACUAUUUAGAUACUGUAGGUAUGCUAUAGUUCAAGGCAGGAAGACAGAUCUGGCAAAUUAGAUCCAACCAACUUGUAUUCAUGAAACUUUCAAUAAGGUCAUAUUUUCUGGCCUGUUUGUUUUUGGCACUUUCAACCAGAUGUUUCAUAUUUAAUGUGAUUUAAUUUGAAUGUGUUAACUUUAAUCUCUUGUCCAGCCGUGCUUCUUAUGCAAAGGCUUCUGCUUUGCUCGUUUUACCCUUGGGAUCAUUCUUACACCGGCUCCAAGACAAAUGUCAUAUCACAGCCUCAGUAUGCAAAAACCUUACCACAUGACCAGUAGUUUUUACCCAGGCAAUGAGGAUGAAGGUUGAAAUUUGCAAGUGAAAGAUCUCUUUUGUUUUGCAAAUUCUUAUCACAACCCUGUAAAAGAGCAGAAUGGCAAAUACUUAGUAUACCAAGUUCCAUUUCACCCAAUUAAUGUUGCAUGUAUUAACAGGAUAAUAUGAACAUUCAAAGUUUGUCUAGUAAUGCCACCAGGUAUACCAACAACACUUGAUAUAUGGCCUACAUUUUAACACACAAGUCCAUCACCAAUGCCAGUAUCACCAGUAUGAAAAUAGCCAAUUAACAAACUCAAAAAAACGACACUAACCCUAGUACUUUACUUCUACUCUGCGCACCAAGUGACAUGAUCUCUAUCAAACACCACAUACGUAUCACAUUUUAUAUACAAAACAAACCAAAAAUAAAUGUUCACAUACAAAAUAAAAAAGCACAAAUAAUAUUCACUAAAAUAACUCCGUUCCAUCACAACUAAAAUAAUGUCAAGAAUCUAUCUGACCUGUGACCUGUAAAGACAUGCCAGUGGCUCUGAAGUCGAUCUGAGGAGGCUGUUCAUCUGACCGUCUGGUGAGGCCUCGGCACAGAGAACAACAAAGGUGGGCUGGCAGCCAGUAGGGGUGGGGUGGGGUGGGGGAGCGUGUGGGAUCCAGGGACGCCAGAGCACUGACGCUUCAGGAGUGCUGACUCCGCACCACACUGCAGUUUGGCCUGCCUAGCACCCUGGCCUUAGUCUCAACACAAUGCCACCUGCCGCAGGAGACAAUCUCCUCUUGUGUCUGCACUGGAAAUACAAUUAAAAGCAGGCUAUGAGACUAUUAUGCCUCUCAGGUUUUAUUUAUAUCUCAACAGUAUGAUCCCACAAAUGUUUUAGAUCACACCAAGACGAGCUGGUUGGCAGAGUCUCACUGCAUAAUAGACUGCGUAGUCACAGAACAUUUAGAAGCAGGACUGGGAGGACAUGACCCACUGAUUUCUGAUGCUUGCUGAUUAGCCAGAUUUUUGUAGCAUCUGGUAGUAGUCUCCUAUCUAGAAACAUUCCAGAAUUCAACACAGCACACCUGUAGAAACUGCCCAACAACCCCCCAACCCUCAUCAAAAACACUAGCAGUCCUACCAAUAGAGCAGGUCUAAAAGAACACGCAGGAGGGCAGCUGAAAUAUUAGCAGAGGGAAGGACUUGUGAAUCCAUCCCGUAUCAAGUGGAUGUGACCGAUUGGGAAGAGCGUGGCAUGUCUGGGUGUCACUAACCCACCUCAUUGCCAAGUCUCUUGACAGUUUCUCCUGGAGAGUAGGAGGGCUUUUUGGAUUGGCAUUCCCCUUGUCCUCAUACCAACCCGGGCACAGGGCUUGUGCCAGGCACUUCAUACCACACACAAACAUGCGCUCUUGUCAGGCCCCAAGGGGCAGUGGAGUGGAGCUGAUCCUUCAGUGUGGAGGCAUAAAACCCCAGAGGAAUGUUCACACAGAUCCGGAGUUCAUUAAGGACCAGCUGUGGCCAGGUGGAGAUCAUUAGUCAUCCAAGCAGUGUGUUUUACAUUUUUAACUACACCAUGCUGGCUUUAGAUUGCGCUUCGCCUAAUGAGCUUGUGCUUAAACUGUCAUCAAAUAAUAGCUGAGCCGCCUGUAGAUUCAUCCAAACACAUGUGCAACAGUGUGUACUUCAAUUUGUAGUCAUUUUCAUUAAAUUGUUACAAUAAUGCACAGUCUCUGAACCGUUGCAGAGAGAAAGGUCUGUCGAGUCAGACGCUACUCCUGAACGCAAGUGCUCCAAAGAGCCUGUAGAGGGCAGUGUGGCUCUGCUGCAGUGGUUGUCCAGGGUAUUUGCUAAAUGAUGGGUGGAGGGUUAUUCGGUCUCCUUUUUCUCAAGAAGCAUCCAUGCGCUGCAGUGCCCAAAAUGAGCUUAGUUGACAGUGCCCAUGCAUUUAACGGAAGCUUAGACUCUAAAGCAACCUGAACACAAUACUGCCUACCGUGACGCCUAUCCUGCCGGUCAGGCAUCCUUAGAAUAUGUUAUUGCAGUUCUGUCACUGUCAAAGGUUUUUCCUUUCAACAUGUCCCUUAUACCCAAUGCAGUUUAGAUGCGGACUCAGAAUAAUAUUAGAAUGCACAACACUUGCUCAAGUCUAGUUUGUCUUUGAUUCAUAAGAGCAACUGGAAAUUGUGCUGUGGAGAGAACCUAUUACCUCUCCAACACUUGCUCUUUGCUCCCUCCUCUCCCUUCUAUCAUGGCCCAGUCACUUUCUCUGUAAUUAGUCUGCGGCCAGAUUCUGAAAAAUCCUGCAGCAUCUGGAAGAAGGCCAACCAGGGACCUCCUUUAUCAGUAUUAGCAGACUCCCAGGAGCUGGGGGAUGCAUGAGAAGUCCUGCUCCCUCCAGAGUAAGGUCUGGUCACAGCCAGUCGUAAAUGGAUUUCUGAGCUCCACACUGCUAGGAGAUUCAUAGCAGUGUCCCUUGUUGUCCCCUGCACAAAAGAGUACUUUUUCCAGCAAGAAGCGGCAAGUUGAUGGCAUGGAUACAAAUCUGUGAAAUUCUUUUCCUAAACUGUCUUAAAUACCGCUCCCUGAUGAAGAGAUGAAUUGUGUCACACACGCUAAGUCAGAUGCUUCAAUCUAUUGUCCUGAUUGUGGUCCCAUGACCACUUAAAACGUGGACUGUCAGUAUCAGAACUUUAACGGCAGUAGGUUGUGACUGAGAGUGUGACCCCACAUUAGGACACUUUCUGGCUUUAACUUUGUUGUCCCCUUAAUUUGUCACAUGGGUGGACACUUCAGCCUGGGUUCCUCUGAAUUCUGUCUUCCACAAUUAAGUCUCUGUGAUGUGUGAUUCAAUCAGGUUGAGACCUGAGGGGGAGCAAGGCACAAGACAUAAACUGGACAUGAAAAGGUUUCUCCAGUUGAAGCUCUCAGGCAACUCUGCAACAGUACGCACGCUAUAUGAUGGGGUUAAAUCGAAUCCAUUCUCUCUCCAAAGGGCACGGAGGUUUGUAGAACAUUAAGCUUCAUGUGUCCAUUGUCCCGACAUGACCUUAGUCUGUAUUAAUAUGAAUAAUGCUUCUGUAGCCUCUAACAUGAGUCCUGGACAUUCGCUGUUGUUCAAGAAUUAACAUAGUUCAAACUGUGAAAGUAAGUCAUUUGUAAAUUUCACAGGUGCUAUAUACAGAAACCAAUAAAAUGUCUUUCAUUCAUCGUAGAUUCACCUAUUCCAACCUUGCACAGAGAGAAAAAGGACUGAUAAUGUUAGCUGUAAUCUUCAGUGUUAAGUAUGACAGGACUCGGUAAUGGGACACUGGACUGGGGGUAUGGAUCUCAUAUAAGCCGCUGCAAUUCGGCUCCUGCACUUACAAUCUGAAUUCCACUCAGUGUACAUUCAUUUAAACUGUGUCCACAUUGGUUUUGAAACCGCCAAUGUGGUUUAGAUAGCAAGCAUUUGAGGAACAGGAGAAGCUUUAUUGGUAUGGUGUUCACACAUUUGGAUCAGGUCCUUAGUAGAUCUCCGAGAAUAAUUUACAGGACAACAUACAUCAUAUACAGACACCAUACCGAUGCAGACGUUAUUCAUACAGUGCAAGAGUAAAGAUAAAACUGUGGUAGUCAUAGAACUCACACAUCGCAUAGGCAUAUCACACGUUAACGGAUACAAAAAGCUUACAUUUCUACAAGCCCAUGUCCCCCUUAAAGUUCAAUUGGUUCGUUAGGACCGGGCUUUCUGGGAAGAUGGGCAUUAGCAGCCAGACAGUGUUCGUAUCAGCAGCCAGACGGAAGGCUCGGGUUGUAAUUUAUGAGAGAAUCGCAGCAGCCAGACUACCGACUGUGUACGGCUUGGCCCCUGGGUAUGCUGAAAAAAGA